AUGCCCAAGAAAAUCUUGGUUGGCUACGGGAUCGAUGUCGAUGCUGUGAGUGGCUGGAUUAACACGCAGUCUGGACAGGCUGCAGACCUGACAAAUAUAUCGCGAGGUGUCUUUGGCGCAACGGUCGGGACUGACAGAUUGCUCAAGCUGUUUGAGAAGUACGGCAUUAAAGCAACAUGGUUUAUCCCAGGUCACUCAAUUGAAUCGUUCCCAAAGCAAAUGGCCAAGGUCAGGGACGCUGGACAUGAAAUCGGUCUCCAUGGCUAUACCCACGAAUUCGUCUCGCAGUUAUCACCUCAACAGGAACGGGAUGUACUACAGAAAUCCAUCGAGGUCGUAACCUCGUUCACAGGCAAGAGGCCAAAGGGUUGGACGGCCCCUGCCUGGACGCCCUCUCCUGACACGGUGAACUUACUGGAAGAAUUUGGUGUCGAGUAUGAUCAUUCGUUUAUGCACCACGACUCUCAACUGUACUAUCUCCCGUAUCCACCGGCCAAGUGGAAGGAAACAGAUUAUAAGAACUCUUCGGCCAGUGAUUGGAUGACACCCAUGUCAAUAUUGCGGCCGUCCUCUAUCGUGGAGAUCCCGGCCAACUGGCACGUUGACGAUUGGCCUGCUUUUCAAACGCUGCGUGGACAAGGAUCUUCCGGCUUCGUUGACCCGCACCAAAUCGAAAGAUUUUGGAAGGAACAAUUUGAAUUCUGUUACCGAGAGUACGACCAUUUUGUGUUUCCAAUCAGCAUUCAUCCGCAAGUCAGUGGCAAGCCACAGAUAUUGAUGAUGCACGAGCGUUUCAUCGACUGGAUCAAUCAACACGAGGGUGUGGAAUGGUGCACCUUCGAAGAUAUGGCCAACAAGUUCCGCAAGGGAGAGAUGCAUGGUGCAGAAGUUGAGGGAGGAGUUGACGUGUAG
Messenger RNA from Exophiala aquamarina CBS 119918, 912 nucleotides. RefSeq lists its product as uncharacterized. The record is from RefSeq and is a predicted model, not a curated record. Gene Ontology annotation, molecular function: hydrolase activity, acting on carbon-nitrogen (but not peptide) bonds. The transcript has 2 exons. Gene Ontology annotation, biological process: carbohydrate metabolic process. NCBI's taxonomy places the organism in Eukaryota, Fungi, Ascomycota, Eurotiomycetes, Chaetothyriales, Herpotrichiellaceae. The coding region runs from base 1 to 912 and encodes 303 amino acids.